AAAAAGGAAGCGGCUGGAAGGAGCACAGUAUAAAAACUCCGAGCAGCGCUAGAAGAUGAGCUAUCAACUUUACCGCAAUACGACAUUGGGAAACAGUCUACAGGAGAGUUUGGAUGAGUUAAUACAGUCACAGCAGAUUAGCCCACAGCUUGCUUUGCAAGUAUUACUGCAGUUUGACAAGGCUAUCAACUAUGCUCUCUCCAGCAAAGUCAAGAGCAAAAUUUCGUUUAAGGGUCACUUGAACACAUAUAGAUUUUGUGAUAAUGUCUGGACCUUUGUGCUAAACAAUGUAGAAUUCAGAGAAGUUGGUGAACUUGUCAAGGUAGAAAAAGUGAAAGUAGUGGCCUGUGAUGGAAAAGCAUCAGCUGCAGAUGCUGGGGGCUCAUGAGUGAUGGCUUAGCAGUUUCUGAUCUCAAGCUUUAAACAUAACAACCAGCAGUGAUUCUUCCAGCUACAUUGACAGCUGAUUGAUGUGACUUUUCUCUUUUAAAGGAAACAUUUUGCCUUUUUUUUUUCUUGAACUGAUAGGUUUCAAACUAACAAUAUUUUCACUACAGUUUUAUCAAUGUGUGGCAAAAAUUGCUUUUAACUAGGAAGAGUCUUUUCCUAAAGAAUGUGCAACACACAUGUAGACCUACAUAGAGAAGUCACAUGGAGUAAUCUAGCCAUAUACUGAACACCACUGUUGGUCAAGUGCAUAGGAUUUAUUUUAUUAGAACAGUAGUAAAUUAAUAUUACUCGUUAUAGGAUAUUUCAUGGAGGUGCAAGGAAUAUAACUUGUUUCUAUUAAUUUAGGUGAUAACAUACAUUUAGAUGAUCUUAUUCAUGUCCAGCUAAAUCAGAAUAUAUUUUAAACUUGCUCAGACCAUCAAAACAGGAAGCGAGCAAAAUAGACACAAAUCAGUUUCAUGCAACUUGUAAUUCUAAAUGGCCCUCUAAAAAUUAUUGGAAAAUACAAAAAGGAACCAAACUGACAAACAAAAUGUUAUUCAAAUAUAUACAUAUGUACAGUGCUAAGCCAAUAAUAUUUGUUUGUUUGAUGAACAGUGUUAAAUAAAGUUGAAUCACUUGAUUGGAACCUGCUGUUCCAAGCUGACUAUCAUAAA
Molecule: messenger RNA, 1106 nt
Organism: Orbicella faveolata
Lineage: Eukaryota; Metazoa; Cnidaria; Anthozoa; Scleractinia; Merulinidae
Product: transcription initiation factor IIA subunit 2-like
Biological process (GO): transcription initiation at RNA polymerase II promoter
Cellular component (GO): transcription factor TFIIA complex
Source: RefSeq, a predicted model, not a curated record